Cimex lectularius (bed bug) is the source of this 1033-nucleotide messenger RNA. RefSeq lists its product as uncharacterized. The record is from RefSeq and is a predicted model, not a curated record. The transcript has 4 exons. Lineage: Eukaryota; Metazoa; Arthropoda; Insecta; Hemiptera; Cimicidae. Bases 87 to 527 code for a protein of 146 amino acids.
AGGAAACCGUUUAGGUGAUGUAAACAAAAUAUUAUGGUUGGGCGUGUCACAGUCAAUUAUUUUUCAGUUUUGAUUUAACCGUAGACAUGAAAUUUUCCGUUUUAGGGGUUUUUCUUCUCCUAGCCUUGUUCGAUUCAGGUUGGGCGUUGGAUUGUUUCGUGUGCAAUUUGCAAGACAGCAACAACGAAAAAUGCACGCAGACAAUAAUGACGUGCAAGCAGAACGAGGAAAUGUGCCUCACGGAAAUCAAAUGGGGGACUACACCGUACUGGCAAGCCGGAGCGCAGAAACAGUAUUAUUUUAGCAAGCGGUGCGCCCGGAAAGAACAUUGUAGAAGGACGAUGAAUAAAUACUUGCCGUACUGCACCUAUGUUUGGUAUGAAGACUGGAAGUGCGUCGACUGUUGUGAAGGCGACAAAUGCAAUUACUACGUAAUUAGUGGAUCCAGUAGAUCGAGCUUAAGCAUCACUCUCGCGGUAAGUAUAGCAGGUAUUUACAUAAGAAAAUUGCUUAAUUUGAGCUGUUGAAAUUGCAGAACUCUUUUGUUUUAUUUACUUUAUAAAGAUUUCAUAGAUUAACAUUAACAUAUAAACUAUCAUCUAAAACGCAAGUUUCAAAGCAUAGGCUCUUUUGUACAGUUCAAAUAAAUUUUAAACAAGUUGUCAUUUUGUUAGAUUGUAAGAAAAUUUCAACAUGUACAUAAACUAUUUAUUCAGAGGUUAAAAAGAGAAAUAAAUUAAACUAAACAUCCUUUUUGCUUUUACAUCGUUAAGACUGUUUAAUUUAUACAAUUCCCAAAAUAUUUUAUGACAUUAAAGGGGGAAGUUUUCUGUUCAGCUCAUUCAAAAAGGAGUAAAUUAUUCAAAUAAUAAAGUAUAAUUAAGCACAGUUGAUUACAUUAUGGAAAUGACUUACUAUUUAACUUGGAAUUCUAUUUGCCAUGGUUUAACUUAAUUAAUACAUAGAUUUGUUUUAUAUCUCUAUUAUGUGAAAUUGUAUUAUAUUGGUAGAUCGUGUAUUGUCUUUGAAUUUU